Messenger RNA from Alternaria conjuncta, 3024 nucleotides. RefSeq lists its product as uncharacterized. The record is from RefSeq and is a predicted model, not a curated record. NCBI's taxonomy places the organism in Eukaryota, Fungi, Ascomycota, Dothideomycetes, Pleosporales, Pleosporaceae. The transcript is spliced from 3 exons. Bases 1 to 3024 code for a protein of 1007 amino acids.
AUGGACCCAUCACUCGAAAGUGAUGUACUAAACCGAAGAUCGUUAAUUCUAACGUACCGAAAUUACAAGAACGACACGGAGUACAUCGCUGGUUGGCUUGCAUGGACAUCGGGGAAAUGCGGAUACAUCAGAGCUAUCAACGAGCCGGAGUCUCAGCAGAAGGCGCCGCGGAAGAGGGGAAAGGCAGGCAAAGCUCGUAAGCCAGCCAAGAAGACACCGGAGCCUGUGACCCCAGCUCAAUAUCCCAUACGCGUCUCCGAGUUCGUAGAGAUGGCUGAACAUAUUGCUUCAUUUGAUCCCAAGAUCGAAGUCCCAGCUGCGCUACAACAGGUGUUUGACCGAGUGAUCUUAGCUCGGAGCAAAGUGGCCAGUUGGUUCGAGAAAGGGCACUCGACCGAUUACGUCAGCAACCACAGGCACUCCUACUUUAUCACCGUUCUGGAAAAGGCGGCAAAACUGCUGAAGCCUCUGAUACCAGAGACGCCAGUAGUUUCUGAGAACAUCAAGCUACAAAAUAGGUUCGCCGGGCUUACGGUCGAAGAGACGGACCCACUGGACGAUCUCAUCACCGAAGUUAAGGAGAAGCAAUUGCCCAAAGUCGACCCUAUCCCGAUUGAGCAAGACGAGGAGAGUCUCGAGCACGACUUCUUCUUCGCUAUCGCGACAUUUCUUGAGGAGAUCUACGACGUGCGAGCAUGGAUUGUGCGAGAGUGGGAUGAAUAUCGGCAGACAGGUGAAGGUCUCACACGCGCGGCAGUGCUUUCCAAUACGGCCGUCGAUCUGGUGCGAUCUGCUGAGAAUCAAUUCGAUCAGAUGCUCGUUCGUCCCAAGAAUGACGCAGACAAAAUGGCGCUGGAGGUCUUUGAGACCCUGGAAUGGGCUCAGUUCUUCGACGUCGCAAGUCAUCCCCAUCUGUCUCAUUUCGCCGUUGACGAGACUGCUCGGGGUAUCAAACACAUGAUAACUUUCAAAGAGAUUCCUAUAUGGCUCACUGUAGCGGUACAGAUGUUCUUUGACGUUGAGUCGGUGUUUGAAGAGGAGGGCACGCUUGCAGCGCCUUUCCGCGAGUACAAAGAGACCGUUCGUAAAGCCGCGAAGGAUUUCUCCAAAAUUGAUCCUAUCGAGCGGCCGUUCAAGGGAUCUGCGGAUUCCGACAAAAAGAUAGCCUCGAUCUAUCAGAACAUGCGUAAUAUCUUGAGCGAUCAUCAAGACUACGCGAUUCGUGAUCGCUGGGGAAGAUUCAUACAGAAGAUCAAGGAGGACAAGCAUGAGCCACUGAGUAAAACUGUAGACGAGCGGGAUUACGUCUUGAAAAGGCAUCCGAUCCGCUGCGGGCUUCUGAAGUACGAACUACAGCUACAGCUUAAUCACAGAGCUUCCAAAAUCGAGCAGAUGGCGGGCGACAUUCUUUACAUGGCCUGGCUGUAUGUUGCGGUAAGCCGGAUACUGCACCCGGAGAUGCCCCGAUGGCCUGACAUGGAAUAUCUACUCAACGGUCGACAAGACAAGCUGUUCUUCGGCGAAUGGCCAAAGACUCUCGACGAAGUGGGUAAGAAGAUUGAUCUCGGACGCGGCUACUCCAUUGCCAACAAGGCGAGCAAUCGGCGUUCAAAGAAGGACACCUGGGACAACAAGCAACUGCGCCGACUCGAUGACCCAACUGUGAUCGGAGAACUGUUUUUGAAGCGGAUGGGUGCGGAACCCAAAUCAACAGCAGAAGCCCACGAAUGGGUGAUGAAGUUAGUCAGCCUGGUGUGCAAGCCAGAGUCGCAGAAGAUCUUGGACCGACAAGAAAACUUACCCCAAGGUACUUACGAAACAUCGGAGUUCUUGAAGUCCGUGGAAUUGCAACGCAAGCCCUUAGCCUUGCUCGGAGAGAUUCGCCAGUGGCUCCUAGCGGAUGAAAACGACCUGCACUUCGACUGGUUCGGUAUGUUGUCUACCUGUACAGACAUCUGGAAGACAAUUAUGCCGGCAUUUCGCAAGAAUCCCGUGUUCAAAGACGACCCUAACAUCUACAACUGGAACGUUAAUACUGUAAUCACUGUACUCAAGACAGAAUCUAUCGCGCAAGACAUGGGUACGCCUAUGCCAAUCUUUGAGGCGGUUUGGGAAACUUUAAAGCAGUUCAUCCAGAUCCCAGUAUCAAAGGAAAGCGGCAGCAAAACAUGGAAGGGCGAUCUACAUUUGGCCAAGCUUGUAGAUGUUUGCAACCCUGCGAUGACGUUGAUGAACCCAGGGCCUGUCAGCUUCAUGAAUCUCUAUGCAAACUGGAGUGAUGAAGACAAGAGAGACUCUCGUGUGGGCAGAGCAGUUUGGUAUGCAAUGCAGGCAUUUGGUGCUAGGACCGGGAAGGAGAAGAACACCAGAGAGAGCGUGAAAGAAGAGACAAAUGGUGAAGAGUCAGUCAGCGAGAUAUCAGCCGCCGAGGAGCCUGUCGACGAGGAACCAGCCGACAAAGAGCCAGUGAACGAUACACCCGCGGAUGAGGACGAAUCCAGCGAGCACUCAGGCAGCCAAGACGAUGAGACAGCUGAAAUCGACGAAGCAGCUUCGGAUGCUGGUAGUGGCAUCAGUAUUCAGGAAUUCUCUUUGGACCUUAAUGCGCUAGCUAGCCAGUACAAGAACGGCGGCAACAACAUCAUCUUCAUGGGCAACAAAAUGAAAGCGCCGGUAGCCAUCAGUCGCGCGCAGAUGGGCCAGCUACGUACGGCACCCAAUGGGGACUUCGUAUUGCCCGGCGGACCCCCAAGCCGGUCUUCUCGAGUACAAAUGCUACCCCCACGGAAGUCGAAGCGUGUUCGUGGUGUUCGUGCGAUAGCUACGACGGAAGAUGCCCCCGAUCUGUGUGCUUGCGGUCUCAGUCGGUACGGAGUGAGUGUAAGGCCGAUACCGACAAUGAACACCAAGGCAGCGAAAGUGGAGCACCAAUGUAUGGGAGCGCUAUUCGAAGGGAUCGACGUACCGGACCGUGACCUCGGUGACGCUAUCAAGGUGACACGACGCAAAAUUCGAGGUUCGUGA